GUCGCAUCUGUCAACCACCACGGAGAUUCUCCGUAUACUUACACAAGCGUUUCUGUGAUUAACAAAUUAAUAUAUAAAGAACUGACGUAAUUUAACUAAGCUAAUAAGAAAGUGAUAAUUUUGUCUUCAAGCAUUCCAUUCUUAAACGUAAAUGCUGUAUUUUGUAAUGGUGGUAUUAUUGAUGUGACUAAAUUAAUGUGCCAAUGAGGUUUAAUAAUUUAUUACGAUGAAGUCAUUUGAAUGCGAAUCUUCCUCUGAAGGAGACGAACCAACUAUUCACCCCAUCUCGCGUGGGAUUGCUGACGCACCACAAUGGCUACGUGGUAGUGCCUCUACCACGUGGGGGUGGCAUCCAUCUUGUACACCAACAAGCGAAGGUCCCAGUUCAUCAACGGCAGCCAACGUUGAGCAACCAUUUGUCCCAUUCUCGCACAAUUCAAAUGAAGAGAGUGCGGUACCUGGAAGACGGACGCCCCUAGGAACUGUAGGUUUAGGUGGAUUCUACUUUCAAGGCGUGUGUUCCCCGAACUUAGGAGCAGUUCCGGUUUCGGAUGAGAAUAGUCCCGAACCAGGAGGUAGCAACAGAUCCCAACCAUCUCGUGCACUUCCCCAUGCGCAGAACGCCCUGCAGAAUAAGGGAAAGGGUCGACAGGGCAAGGCCGUUCGGCUCAACAUCAACGCCAGAGAGAGAAGACGAAUGCACGAUUUGAACGACGCGUUAGACGAAUUGAGGAGCGUUAUUCCGUACGCGCAUUCGCCAUCUGUGAGAAAAUUGUCAAAAAUAGCAACGCUGUUAUUGGCCAAAAACUACAUACUGAUGCAAGCAAACGCUUUAGACGAACUGAGACGUCUGGUGGCUUAUCUUCAGGGAACGGCGGCAACGGCCGGAAUCGUUCCUCCUCCCGGCUUUGAUUUGGACGGUUUUCCCGCCGCCGCCAAGUUUUUACAGCAACAUCACAAUUUAACCUCGGAAGGUGCUAGCAAUAACGACGGCGGCAACACUGGAAAUUCUGGAACUCCCUUAUGAAAUAAAAGCUUGAUCACUUCCAGAUUUUAAAGCAAUUCCAGAAUUCGGCAGUCCGUUUGACUUGGAGCGUAAGAACCUGGAUUGUUAGUAAUAUAUACUAGUCACAUUUGUAACAAUUCUAGUCAAAAGCUGUCCAUAAGUUAAGAGCGUCUUUUAAUAUGACAGUACCUACAUGCGUAGCAAUAAUUAGUAUAGCAAAUAAGCAAUUAAUUGUCCCUGUAAGUGUCUUUACAAAGUUUUUAGUCGAAAUACUGUAGACUUACAUGUAAGACUGUGCAAUUUCAAUUCUAAAUAUUGAAUUGCCACAGCAUGUGCCUGAAAGCAUUCAAUUUCCAGCAAGAUAUAUGUUUUUUGUAAGUGUGUAUUUUUUGUAAUUUAGUGAAGCUUCUAUAAUUUUUAUUCUAAUUAAAUGGGUUCACUAACUUUGCAGAAAAAUUUAAAUUUGAUAGCAGUUACAUGUAUAUUGGGCUGCCAACCUCAGAAAUUUGAUUUCACGGUUGUAUUUUGUCCCUAUACCUAAUAUGUGUUUCAGAAUGGAAACGGGUUAAAGGUGGAGUGGAGGUGGAUUUUUAAGAUCUUGAUAUUGAUAUUAAUGAAAAACUUUUUUGGGCAUAUGCUGUAAAUCGAACGAGUGUGAUUUUAAUAAAUUUAUC
Photinus pyralis (common eastern firefly) is the source of this 1680-nucleotide messenger RNA. Its product is annotated as class E basic helix-loop-helix protein 23-like. Gene Ontology annotation, molecular function: protein dimerization activity. The record is from RefSeq and is a predicted model, not a curated record. NCBI's taxonomy places the organism in Eukaryota, Metazoa, Arthropoda, Insecta, Coleoptera, Lampyridae. Bases 227 to 1027 code for a protein of 266 amino acids. The transcript is spliced from 3 exons.